Molecule: messenger RNA, 1569 nt
Organism: Oldenlandia corymbosa var. corymbosa
Lineage: Eukaryota; Viridiplantae; Streptophyta; Magnoliopsida; Gentianales; Rubiaceae
Source: the annotation of a GenBank genome assembly
GAUUAACCACACUGUGACAACCACACACGUCAACUCACAAUUACGAUUUGUUUCUCACAUGAAAACCGCUGCGGACCUUAAUUAGUAAAGAUGUACUAUUUUUUUCCCCUCUGAAAAUUAAUACAGCAACUUGAUGUUACAUUUAACCUAACAAGUUGAUAGCUUCCCUUUAAUAUAAUAAAACCUUUCCUCCCACCUGUAUUGCUCUCUUGCCAACAGAAAGAAAGAUAUGGAAGCCAUGGAUGAAGCAACCAAUCUUCUUCUUCAAGGUCAAGCCGAGAUAUGGAAACACAUCUUCAGCUUCGUGAAUUCCAUGGCAUUAAAAUGUGCUGUGGAGCUCCGUAUACCGGACAUCUUACAUUCCCAUAAUCGCCCUUUAUCACUCCUCGAAAUUGCAUCCAAAAUUCCAAACUCUUCCUCCCCAAACCUCCCUUACCUUUCCCGAAUCAUGCGUUUAUUAGUCCACAACAAAAUAUUCACCUCCACCACGUUGCCGAGCUCCGGCGACGGGGAUGAGCCUUCCUCGGUGGUUUACGGCCCAACGGAGGUGUCGAGUUGGUUGGUACAAGACGGGAACGAGCUGAGUUUUGGGCCGUUUCUGUUAAUGGAAAACCAUCCAUGGACUCUAAGCCCAUGGCAUCAACUGAGUGCUUGUGUUAGGGAAGGUGGUAUUGCUUUUAAAAAAGCUCAUGGAUGUGAAAUAUGGGAUUUCGCCGCCAAAAACCCUGAAUUCAAUAAGCUUUUCAAUGAUGGGAUGGCCUGUACUGGAAAGAUUACAAGGAAUGCGAUUCUUUCGGGUCUUGAAAAGGAUGCAUUUAAGGGUUUGGAAUCUGUGGUGGAUGUUGGCGGUGGAACGGGGCAAACUAUAGCUGAAAUUGUUGGAAAUUAUCCGCAGAUUAAAGGGAUCAAUUUCGAUUUGCCCCACGUUAUUGCAACAGCGCCGGAAUACGCCGGUGUUUCUCACGUCGGCGGCGACAUGUUUCGGGAAAUCCCCGCUGCGCAAGCUGUUUUCAUGAAGUGGGUAAUGCAUGACUGGGAUGAUGAAGAUUGUGUGAGGAUACUGAAGAAUUGUCGGAAAGCAAUCCCAGAAGAAACAGGGAAAAUAUUUAUUGUGGAUUUGGUGUUAAAUCCUGAUGGUGAUGUGGUGUUUGGUAGUACUGGGUUGGCCUUGGAUUUGUUGAUGAUUGCACACAGCUCAGGUGGUAUGGAGAGGACUGAAUUCGAAUGGAAAAUUCUUCUUCAAAAAGGAGGUUUCCCUCGCUACAAAAUUACCAAAAUUCCAGCUCUCUAUUCCAUGAUUGAAGCUUAUCCUAAUUGAUUUGUAACCUGCUCAAUAAAUUUGAGAUCAUGCAUGUAUGAACUUAUGUGUUGGUCUUCGCUCUUGUUGGUAAAUGGUAUGAAUUGGCCUUAUUUUCGAGUUGUGUUAUCAAUUGGAUAAAUUAUUUUUCUUUCUUAAAAAUGUAAUACACCGUUACAAAAUAAAUAUAAAUGUACGCAAUCAUUUCGUAUCACAGAACGAGUUUCUUUUUACAUUAUGCUUUAUUUAUCAAAAUAUAGUUUUGGUUUUCC